Eutrema salsugineum is the source of this 2074-nucleotide messenger RNA. RefSeq names its product prohibitin-6, mitochondrial. NCBI's taxonomy places the organism in Eukaryota, Viridiplantae, Streptophyta, Magnoliopsida, Brassicales, Brassicaceae. Gene Ontology annotation, cellular component: mitochondrion; membrane. The record is from RefSeq and is a predicted model, not a curated record. Gene Ontology annotation, biological process: mitochondrion organization.
UCUUCCUCUCGCCAAUUUUCCCGAUAUCUCUCGCUUUUCUGUCUUUGGUCUUCCGAGUUCAAGCAAGUGUUGUUGAAAAAAGAAGAUGAAUUUCAAGAAUGUUAACGUUCCCAAGGGUCCUCGUGGUGGUGUCAUAGCUGCGGUUCUUCUCGGUGGGCUCGGACUUUACGGCGCCACACACACUUUCUAUAAUGUUGAAGGAGGGCAUCGAGCCAUUGUCUUCAACCGUCUUGUUGGUAUCAAAGACAAGGUUUACCCUGAGGGUACCCACCUGCUUAUGAUCCCGUGGAUCGAAAGGCUCAUCAUUUAUGAUGUUCGUGCACGACCUUACCUAGUUGACAGUACAUCCGGGAGCCGUGAUCUGCAGAUGGUUAAAAUUGGACUCCGUGUUCUCACCCGUCCCAUGGCUAACCAGUUACCAGAGGUUUACCGAACCCUUGGUGAGAACUACAGCGAGAGAGUUUUGCCUUCCAUCAUCCACGAGACCUUGAAAGCUGUGGUUGCUCAGUACAACGCAAGCCAGCUUUAUACUCAGAGAGAGGCGGUGAGUAGGGAAAUCAGGAAAAUCUUUACAGCACGGGCUGCUAACUUCAACAUUGCGCUGGACGAUGUGUCCAUCACAGUCUUGACAUUUGGAAGGGAGUUCACGGCAGCCAUAGAAGCCAAGCAGGUGGCUGCUCAAGAGGCUGAGCGGGCUAAGUUCACUGUGGAGAAGGCUGAACAGGACAAGAGAAGUGCUGUUAUCCGCGCUGAGGGAGAAGCCAAGAGUGCUCAGCUCAUAGGUCAAGCAAUCGCAAACAACCAAGCUUUUAUAACACUGAGGAAGAUUGAAGCGGCUAGAGAGAUUGCACAAACCAUUGCAAACUCGGCGAAUAAGGUCUACUUGAGCUCCAACGAUCUGUUGCUUAACCUACAGGCUAUGGACCUUGAUUUGAAGCCGAAGAAGUAGAAGAACGAGAGCUCUCUCUUCUCUUCCUUUUCGUCUUUCCAAUUCGACCCAAAGCUUGAGAUUUCAGACAGUAUCGUGUACGGCCUUUGCAAUGAUUAUUUCUCAGACACUUCAAAGACAAAAGGUUUAUUGUAAUAUUGCAACUUCUUUCAAAAUGGAAAUAACAAUAAUCUGCAAAAAGAUUAAAAGUGGGCUUGGAAAUGAAAUCGUGCUUCUGGCAACCACCACGAGCCUUCUCUUCGUCGCUGCUUGCUUAGCUCAAAUGGCCUUCCAUGAAAAAGAAUUACUUGGUGCCUUUUCUACAGCGAUUCAUAAGCCGAGCAGAGUGGAAGAAGAUCCAUGCCACCAUCAUCAUACAUGGACUGUCGCAGAGCAGCUUUAUGGUCAUCAAAAUGGUUGAUGUAGAUUGGAGACAUGGAGUAUGCAACUCGUCUUUUCGACCAGGUUUCGGAUCCUAAUGUCUUGUUGUAUAAUUCCAUCAUAUCGCGCUUAUACUCACAAUUCAUUGAAUCGGGAUGUGAUCCGAUGUUAUAUCGUGGAAUAGUAUGCUUUCUGGAUAUGCACGGCUUGGGCAGAUGAAGAAGAGCAAAAGCAUUGUUAUUCAUUCCUUGUCGGAGAAAACAAUUGUGUCUUGGACUGCGAUGAUCUCUGGGUACACCGGGAUUGGAUGUUAUGCAGAGGCCAUGGGGUUGUUCCGUGAAAUGCAGUUAGCUGGUAUUGACCCUGACGAGAUCAGUCUCAUUUCUGUUUUACCUUGGUGUGCUCAUCUCGGAUCGCUAGAAAGGGAUUUCUGAAACAAAUUGGUGUUUGCAAUGCUCUUAUUGAGAUGUACUCCAAGUGUGGCACGAUUAGUCAAGCUGUCGAAUUGUUCAACCAGAUGAAUGGAAAAGAUGUUAUAUCGUGGAGUACAAUGAUCGAUUCUCAGGGUAUGCACAUCAUGGAAACGCUGACUAGAGACGGUGGUGAUCGUCCUGAUGAAGACAAUGAAGCUCGCUCUCUUCAUUAUUACUCUUCUCUUAUUGUUUGUUAGACCAAUGUUUGAUUUCUCUAUAUUAAUAUUUCCUUCAUUUCAUAACACCUACAAUGUUGAGAUUUUGGUAGGCUUUGGUCCAUGAUUUCGCUGCU